UCUUUUAGCUUGAUUAUGAAUUGUUGCUUCAAGUUAUUGGAAAAUCAGAAUACAGUUCGAUGCAAAUCUACAAAGAAUGCCAUUUUUAAUCUUCUUGGUAUUUUAUUAAAAAAAUAUAAAAACAGCUUAAGUUGCAGUUUAAAAAUUAUACAAUUUGUGCAGCAUUUUGAUUAUUUAGUUUCUCCUCUGGCUCAAGCAGUUGAAUUAUUUGUAAAUGAAUAUGGUAUUAAUAAUAUUGUGAAUGAAAUAAUAAGGGAAAUAAGUCAAAUGGACAUUCAAGAUUUAAUUAGAGAUAACACAGGUACCAAAUCAGUCUCCCUGUUCCUGGUUGAAAUUACAGAAAAAAUUCCUUCUGUAGUUUUACAUUCUUCAAGUCUCUUGCUUCAUUUUCUUGAUGAAGAA
Messenger RNA from Centruroides sculpturatus (bark scorpion), 402 nucleotides. Its product is annotated as condensin complex subunit 1-like. Lineage: Eukaryota; Metazoa; Arthropoda; Arachnida; Scorpiones; Buthidae. Gene Ontology annotation, cellular component: condensed chromosome, centromeric region. Gene Ontology annotation, molecular function: histone binding. The transcript is spliced from 3 exons. The annotation marks the transcript as partial. The record is from RefSeq and is a predicted model, not a curated record. Gene Ontology annotation, biological process: mitotic chromosome condensation; meiotic chromosome condensation.